UGACGCGCACAGCUUGCCACUUAAUACACUGUUGCUUCGGGACCAGUGGUGAAGGAGACGGCGACCCGGCAACAAGCGGCUGGGAAAGAAAAACCAAGACCCGGUUUUUAGGAUUCGCCAAAGCUGUUCUUCGUGGAGGGGACCAGGCUGCUGGACAAGUGAAGACGAUGGGGGCAAUAGAUCUACUCUUCAUCACUGUCAGUCAGAACGUGUCCUUCGUGGGCAAAGCCUGGUGGAUGCUGAUGCUGGUUCUGCGUCUGCUCGUGGUCCUGCUGGCCGGCGUCCCCCUCUUCAGUGACGAGCAGGAGCGGUUCGUCUGCAACACCAUCCAGCCCGGCUGCUCCAACGUGUGCUUCGACGUGUUCGCUCCCGUGUCCGUCCUCCGCCUCUGGCUCCUCCAGCUUCUUCUGCUCGGUCUUCCGCACGUGCUGUUCGCGACCUACGCCGUGCACAAACUCCUGUCCUACCCCCGGUUCUACAGUCGAGGGGCUUCGCUCGACAACUCCAGCUCCUCGAGGGAAGCGUCCUUGCACAGAGCUCCUCUUCAUGGCCUCCCUCGUGAGUGGGCAGCGCCGCGGUUCUACUGCGCCUACUUCCUUGCCGUGAUUCUACGGAUGGUCCUCGAGGCGGCUUUCGGUGCGGGCCAGUAUCUCCUCUUCGGCCUGUCCGUUCCAAAGAGCUUCCUCUGCUACGAGGCCCCCUGCACCUCCGGGGUCCAGUGCUACGUCUCGAGACCCACCGAAAAGACCCUGAUGCUGAACUUCAUGCUGGGCGUCGCCUCCCUGUCCGUUCUGCUCAGUCUGGUCGACCUGGUGAGCUCCACGAAGGCAAUGGUGAGGUGGAGGAGGAAGAGGGCGAUGAUGCUGAUGGAGGAGCUGAGUAGAGGAGAGCAGGGCAGCGCGUUCACCGCGACGACUGGUGCCGAAGACGGCGACGUUCUUCUGAGAAGGGGAAUCAACUCGACAGACGCUGUGCGAGAUGAAAAACGCGCCGCUGGUGUUGCGUCAACUGAUGACCCCCACUCUACUAAAGGGAAUGACGGACCCACCCUUAGAACUACUGUAUCCGCCAACGAGACGAUCCCACAAAACAGGGCGGAUUUUCCUCGCGCACCUACUCCCGUGGGCAAUCCGGUGCCAACUCACUUUGUCCUCCACAGCCAUCUGAGACCGCCGCUGUCCCCUCGCCCGGACCGGGGGCCGCCGCUGUACCCCAGGAUGCCGACACCCGUGGGUGCCACGAAGCUCAGCCCAGUGGGAACAAACUCAAGCCCGCAGUCUGAUAGCAGUGACUCUCAGGACAAGCGGGCAUGGGUGUAACUGGACAAAAAAAGAAAACGCUGUGAAAGCCCAGACAUGGUGCUUUAACAUUUUUAAUUUUAAACACAAGUUCCUACACGGUUGAACUGUAAAAAAAAAAUUACUAUUUUGAUUUUACAAAAUUCAGUUCUAAUCAACCAAGCUGUUUUCAGAAACGUAGCCUCUCGUAAAAAAAAAAAGAGCUAUAUGCUGUUAGCUAGCUUUCCAAAAUGGCAGCCACGCAACAUUAGCAACGGCUAGCUCGCUAGCUAGUGGGUGAAGCUCAAAUCAGGCCGAGAAGUACAGUGAAUAUUGGACUUGGGUUCAUCUGGUGGCCAGGAACAUCACAAAUAAAAUGUGAAUCUUGCAUUGUGAUAGCUAGCCAGGCAAUCAUUUGCAUAUGCGGUUGAACUUAAAAGGACGAUUUUAGA
Molecule: messenger RNA, 1729 nt
Organism: Scophthalmus maximus (turbot)
Lineage: Eukaryota; Metazoa; Chordata; Actinopteri; Pleuronectiformes; Scophthalmidae
Product: gap junction delta-4 protein-like
Exons: 2
Coding region: 168-1319 (383 amino acids)
Biological process (GO): cell communication
Cellular component (GO): connexin complex
Source: RefSeq, a predicted model, not a curated record